Molecule: messenger RNA, 1056 nt
Organism: Physcomitrium patens
Lineage: Eukaryota; Viridiplantae; Streptophyta; Bryopsida; Funariales; Funariaceae
Biological process (GO): translation
Cellular component (GO): ribosome
Molecular function (GO): structural constituent of ribosome; RNA binding
Source: RefSeq, a predicted model, not a curated record
GAGAAUAUGGACGAAUUACUCAGUGCCUUUGAUUUAGGGUUUCGCCGGACGUAUUGAAUUCCUCUGUGUUUCCUGUUUGUUCGAUGGCUUCAAGUUGAAUUAGGAAUUAGAGGAGUGCUUGAUGCUUCGUGCCUUAGCGGUGCUUGGUCAUGCCUUCUAAUCGUGGUUAGCAGCAGAGGCUGAGGAAAAUUUCGUGCCGUGGAAUGUAUUGAUCGGUUGGGGGGAUUGAAAUCUAGGGUUUUCGUAUCAGCGGAACCAUCUCAUUGAGUCGGGUUAGGGGAUUUUUGCAAAAUGGGUUACAAGGCGGCGGUGAAAGUGUUUAAGCAAUGGAAAAUUCUCCGCGGCGACAAGGUGAUGCUCAUGGCAGGAAAGGAUGCAGGGCUCACGGGGACUGUCAUGAAAGUGAUUCGCUCUCAGAAUCGCGUCAUUGUCGAAGGACGGAAUCUGGUUAAAAAACAUAUCAAAAGGACAGAAGGAAACCCUGGGGGGAUCAUAACCAUGGAGGCUCCCUUGCACGUCUCUAAUGUGCAGUUGGUCGACCCUGUCAAUGGUGCUCCCUGCCGAGUUGCUUAUAGAUUCUUGGAGGACGGAACUAAGGUUCGAGUUUCAACUGGAGGUUCAGCAUCAGGCAGCAUCAUACCGCGUCCUGCAAUAUUGCUCGAAAGACGGAAACCACGACCUACUAUAGCUGGGUUGAAGGACACAUCCAAAGAGGUGGUUUUAGAGAGGACUAUCGGUACAGUGGAAGGAAAGCCUGGGCUUCCGCAGCUUUUGAAUUGAGGUGGGGAUUUGAUUAGUUUACGUCUCUCGUCCAGACUUUUGACAUACUGGUGGACGCGGUAAGGCGGAGGAGGUCAACAUGUUAGUUAGAGGAGAACAUGGCUCUGACCUCCGACCUAAAUCUUGAAGCUGAUUAUUGUAGAAUGAGGCGGUCCUUGCAGAAUGGUUUGUAGGCUUGUAUUUCAUUGCACUGUCGAGCUUUAUAAGCCACAUCUCAAAAUUAUUUGGUUGUUGAUUUAAUGCGAUUGGACUCUGUCGUUGCAGUUUUGUCAAAGA